Molecule: messenger RNA, 1845 nt
Organism: Tilletiopsis washingtonensis
Lineage: Eukaryota; Fungi; Basidiomycota; Exobasidiomycetes; Entylomatales
Exons: 7
Coding region: 124-1647 (507 amino acids)
Source: RefSeq, a predicted model, not a curated record
CCCUGGCUCGGUGACGGUGGCGCGGCGCCUAUAUCUCAGCGCCUCGAGGCCGAGCCGCCCGUUCACACCUCUCACGACUUGCCUCUCUACUUCCUCCACACACCACCACAACCCAGAGUUCCAAUGCCCCUUACCAAGCACGAGACUGGCCGCGUCGUCUGCGUCUUCUCUGCCACGAGUCAGCGUGGUCGCGCGGUCAUCAACGCUUUACUGGCAGCCAAUCAGCAGCACUACCAGCAGCGUGUCACUGCCGAGUACAAUGCCGUCAAAAAGCGGGAGAUGCUCGCUGCCCACGGCCUCUCGAUGGCCGACGCCUGGCUGCUGCCAUCGCCGCUUCCGCCUUCGCCGAACAUGCUGCAACGCUCCUCGUCCCGCUCGUCUCGCUUUCUCGAGAACGGCUUCGAGGCGACGAUGCCGGCACUGACGCUUGCCGCUGCCGCCACCACGUCGGCGGCCGCCGCGCUUGCGCUGCCCGGAUCUGCGCUCAGCGCGCCGAACGAAGAGGCGGGCGCGUCGCUCACGCGCGCCAUGGAGGCGAGCCUCUCGGCGCAGGGGGAGACCGUCGACGGCACGGCGCGCUGGCACAUCCGUGCCAUCACCCGCAGCAGCGACUCGAUCCGCGCCGCCGAGCUGCGCGAUCUGUCGCCCGACAUCGAGGUCGUCGAAGCGGACUUGUCCGAUCCCGCGUCACUUGCGCCCGUGCUCAGAGACGCAUUUGCGGUCUUCCUGUCACCAUUUUACCAGUGCUUCCCACUCUCACCACGCCUGCUCGAAGCGAUCCGGCUACCGGGCGGCGUUCUGGACCAGGUCGCAGACGGCGACACGCAAGUGGUGAUUCUCGAUGGGGUCGAGCGCCCGCGGCAGGACGCUCUGGUGCCGGAGUCGAUGCGGACGGCCGACGCCAUCGCCGAGCGUCUCUUCUCCCUCGUCAAGGAGGGCAAGCUCGUCUCAGCUACGGUGCUUGACAACGGAAUUCCAUUCGAGCUCAGCUUAGAAGGGCAUGGGAUCGUGCCGAUCAGCCGCGAAGGUUUCUUCGAGCUCGACUUGCUUGCACCUACCAAUUCGACACUGCCCUUCUGCGCUGUCAGCGACAUCGGACCGCUCGUCUCCCUGAUCCUCGAGUCGCCGCGGGACCAUGACCUCUUCCAGUGCAAGCACGUGGACCUCGUCAGUGACGUCUUGUCGCCCAGAGAGCUUUCGAUGCAGCUCCAUCAGAACUCGUAUCUGUCCUGCACUCCUAUUCGGCCGCGCGAGUACACCGACGAGACCUGCGAGGAGGCAAGCAAGCAGCUGCCGGAAGCACAGCGCGAGAUGGCCAUCUUCAGUCGCUACUGGCAGGGCUGCCCACGGCAACGUCGCCCUUCACGCGAGUCGUCGACUUCUCGUCGAGGCUUCGCCCUUACAACUUGGGCGGAUUGGUCAGCAGCCAACAUGAAGGCGAUUCUUCCGCAGUUCGCCACUCCGUCCGCGAGCAAGGUCGCUCAGUCCCUGCAAGUCGCCGCCAGCACGGCCGCGAGGCUGCAAAACGCUCAGCUCGGCACCACGAGAGAGGAGUCCAUGUUCCUCAUCCCUUUCGGGAGUUCGGAUCAGGAUCUCGAAGCUCUCUUCCUGGUCUCGUCGAUGACGCUGGGCCCCGGUACUCUGUGAAGGUAGCGUGGUAGCCGCACGUGCCGCUCUUGCUCCCCUGUUCCUCUACCGUGUUCCGUCAUUCCCCGGCCCCGUCAAGGCCCUAGAGCUCCCUGUAAUGCCUGUGCUGCUGCCUGCUCCACUGUACUGCUACCACGCCUGCGCGACUAGCGCUGUACCACUAGCUCCCGCUUUGCGCUCUAAUCGUGAAGGGCGUUG